Messenger RNA from Solea solea (common sole), 2149 nucleotides. RefSeq names its product glycoprotein-N-acetylgalactosamine 3-beta-galactosyltransferase 1-like. Gene Ontology annotation, cellular component: membrane. The record is from RefSeq and is a predicted model, not a curated record. NCBI's taxonomy places the organism in Eukaryota, Metazoa, Chordata, Actinopteri, Pleuronectiformes, Soleidae. Gene Ontology annotation, molecular function: N-acetylgalactosaminide beta-1,3-galactosyltransferase activity. The transcript has 4 exons. Bases 695 to 1672 code for a protein of 325 amino acids.
CACCAGGGGAAGCGGAGAGGCGGAGAGCAGCGGAGUCAUCACAAGUCUUAUCAUCGACAAUCAUCUGACCUGCACUGUGUUUAAUGUUUUACCUGCUUUAAAUGCUGCUGCUUCUUCUAAGUAAGGAGACUUACUGCCUGUUUGCUGAAACAUUACAUGAACCAAAUAUGUUUCCGUGUUAUUAAGACUCAAACAGACGGUGGGGACAGACCUGUAUUUGAACGUGUUUGUGUGUGAACUUGGUGUCACGCCAAUGUGUAAAUGUAGCUUCUUAUUUCCCACAUUUUUGGCAAAUCUGCUCAUGCAAGGCUUUGACCUGGGACUGCAGUAACCAUAUUAAUUAAAGCUUAUUUAUGAACAGUUGAGCCUGAGCUAUUUUAUCACUGUUUUAAUUUAUAACACAAUCUGGACACAUUUUACAUUUGUUUAACGUUAAUAAAUGACAUGCAUAUGAUCUGUUUUGUGGUUUUGUUAUAUUUGUAUAUUAUAUUUGUAUAUAAUGAAUAAACAUGCAAACUCAGAGUACAGUGGAGUGCAUAGAGGAUGGCAAACAACACAUGAGAUAUAAGGUGUGCUCGUUGAAGUUCCAGCCUACUCAUGCCAGUUAUAGGAAACACCUGUUUGCAAGAGAGGAGACUGUUGACUUUGAAGAAAGAAGCAGAAGUAGCUCUUCUCAUCCUUGAUCAGGUCAACCAUGCGUUUGGGGAAAACCUCUAAUUUUUACUUUGCCACUGGACUGAUAGUCGGAUUUCUGUCCCUUCGCCUCCUGCUGUACACGGGUGGCUCGACAAAGCAGUCCAUUCAGUAUCUGACUCACCUGAAGCCGCAUGUCAAAGGAGAAGUUGAACUAUAUCACACAGUUGCAGAUGAGAAGAACAACACACCAUCUGCUCCUCUGCGGUCAGUGCGCAUCUUAUGUUGGAUCAUGACGGGACCCCAGAAUCUGAAAGGCAAAGCCAAGCACGUCAAAGCGACUUGGACCCGACACUGUGACAAAGUACUGUUCAUGAGCUCCGUGGAGACGGACUUCCCCACUGUGGGGCUGAACGUGAGCGAGGGGAGGCAGAACCUUUAUUGGAAAACCAUUCGGGCUUUUCAGUACGUCCACCGGCACCACUUUGACGAAGCAGACUGGUUUGUGAAGGCAGACGAUGACACAUUCAUUGUCAUCGAAAAUCUCCGCUAUGUUUUGUCCAAGUAUGACACAGAGGAGCCUCAUUACCUGGGCAGAAGAUUUUCCCCUUUCGUCAAACAAGGCUACAUGGCUGGAGGAGCAGGUUAUGUCCUCAGUAAGGAAGCGCUGAGAAGAUUUAUUAAAGGUUUUGAGACCGGCAUGUGCACCCACUUCUCUGACAUCGAAGACAUGGCUCUGGGACAAUGUAUGGAGACGAUGAAUGUGUCAGCGGGGGACAGUAGAGACGUAAAGAUGAGACAGACAUUUUUUGUUUACCCACCAGAAUACCAUCUAGUCAGACAACCUCCAAGACCUCGACCUUGGUACCUGCUGUACGAUCAUUACCCUGUAUCAGAGGGUCCAGCUUGCUGCUCAGACUUCACCAUCUCCUUUCAUUACCUUUCUCCUGACAUGCAGUACGUUUUGUACUAUCUGACCUACCAUCUGCGGCCAUAUGGAUACAAAUACAGAUUCAAUCCUGAUAAAAAAAACACAUAAAAUGAGAGUGUUUGCUUAACAGCCACCCUAGCAGGUGGAGGAGGGCGGUGGCUUUGUCUGAAUGUUACUGAGCAACAAAGAGCAAGAGCAAUAAACUGUGGACAUUGAAUUGUUGAAGACGUGUGGACAUUCUUCCUAUCCUUCUUCAAGCACAGAUCAGAUGUCAACUGUGUACAGUAAAUGGUGAUUUAGGACAUUUUGAGUGUUUUAUGAUGCUGCUAUUUUAUAUGCAAUGAAGAAUCAAGAUCAUUAAGAGGAUGCAUAUCCUGGGCCAUUUCUUAUCUGUCUUAUGACUCGCGCUUUACACUUUGUGUUACUCUACAAUAAUUGUUACAAGCAUACGUUGUUGUCAAAGCAAACCAUGCUGAUCUGUUGGUUAUGUUAUAGUUUACAUAAUUCAGCUAAUGUUUAUGAACUAUUGAAUGGAUCAAAGAGUUUCUUUAAGAGUAUGAUUGGGUUUGUGUGUGUGUGCGGGGG